Meloidogyne enterolobii is the source of this 391-nucleotide messenger RNA. NCBI's taxonomy places the organism in Eukaryota, Metazoa, Nematoda, Chromadorea, Rhabditida, Meloidogynidae. The record is from the annotation of a GenBank genome assembly.
AUGGAAUCUUCUGUAAAUGAACAUGUUACUGGAACUUCAGAAAUGUCAGAAUCACUACAACAACAAAUUCAAAGUUCAAAGAUUUCUCCAGAACAGAUGCGUCAAUUAAAUGCACAAAUAGCAGCUUACAAGAUGCUAGCCAGAAAUGAACCAUUACCCAGACAAUUAUUGAACCAAGCGAAUGACAGAAAGAAUGAUUCAAAUGCUCUUCCGCUUCCAUAUGAAUAUCCUUAUGAACUUCCGAAUGGCGAAAAGCUUCCUUAUGAUUUAAGCAAAAUAUUAGCCAUCCACCAACAACGAACCACAAAUCGAACAACUACAUUACCUUUACCACAAGGGAUUGAUCCAGAAAUUAUUUGGCAAUUCAAAAUCGAAUUGCUCUUCGAAUAAA